GUCUUCCCAUGCUCAGGUGCAUGAUCGUCGAGAAUGAUGUUGGCCGGCCUGGUGUAUUUAAAAGUGCCUGGAACUCAUUAGACACUAAAAAUUGCUACAACUUACGUGCAAGAGAGUUGGACUGUGGUGAACGUGACAUGUCAAGCUACAGAAGUAGAAACGAGCAAAUCCUUGCUGAACUUUUGUCCAGCAUACAAGAAGCCCCUUCAGAGCAACUAAACUGAGACUGAAGAAUGAAAGUCAAGAUUAUGAGGAUGGUGUUGAUGCUCUGCCCUUCCUGUACCGAGUGCUCCACCAGCUAGCCUCUCGCUGGAACUCUCUCUCCCUACAACUGAGUGUCAGUGGCCAGGAUGAGAUCCAACGCAAUGCCCGCA
Geodia barretti is the source of this 374-nucleotide messenger RNA. The record is from the annotation of a GenBank genome assembly. NCBI's taxonomy places the organism in Eukaryota, Metazoa, Porifera, Demospongiae, Tetractinellida, Geodiidae.